AUGUGUCCUCCCUGUGUAUCUCCUCGUACUCAGGGCGGUACUCACAACAUUCAAGGGGCUGGCGCAGUACACGCCAACACCAAGCAGACACACCCUGCUCUCAAGAUUAUCCCCUACACUGCACAUGCGCCUUCAACGAACUCGAAACCUAUGGGCUCCGCCAGGCUGACCUUACCUGCGCAUCGGAAAGAUCUUAUGCCAUGUGCCAAAGAGCAUCGCCUCCCGGAGCGAAUCGGGGCCCCUCCAGCGCAAAACAAUGCACCUGCGUGCACGCCCCAAACGCGACCUCUCCGCCCACUCAAUCUGGCUUUCAAAGGCCCCUGGGUGGACGGCCUAUCCGGGUAUCCCUGGGUCAUUCUCACCACCGACGGCGACUUGCCCUCAUUGCAGGAGAUUCCCUCGCCCAUUCCCCAUUCUCGGUUUCCUAUCCCUGGCGAGACCCCCAAAGUCUUCCAUAAUUAUUGGAGAAAACAGCCUCCGUACAGCAUGCAAGCCGUUCCCAAUGUCGCUGCAGGCUACCUGCAUCCCGGUGACAUCCCGGAGGAGAUACCUCGUCCGGACAUCCUCACGCCUGUUCCUCUUCGCAUCCCAGCGAAUACGUAUGUAGCGAAGCACAUCCUCGUGUUCACGCAAAGAGGCCAGCCCGGAGUUUGCAUUGCAGAGUGGGGUAAAGACGCUUCCAAGGUCGAGUCCGAGCUCGCAACGAACGAACUCCUCAUCGUCAACCCAGACAUCGAGUAUUCGUGGCCCGGAUAUAUUUUCUGUCCUCAAAGAUGUAUGUACGCUCAGGGUACCCUCACCUCGACCCAGGUCGUCUCGAUCAUCGCAGAGUCCCUCAACCACUGGGUGGCCGCGCUCAUGAACAAGCGCGCGGAGUUUCGGGUCUGUACUUCCGACCAUUGGAAGGUCGGCCCAGAGGGGUUCAAACUUCUGGAUAUCUACCUGAUGGGCUUGAUUGAACUCGAGCUGGAUGGUGGUCGUGUGGUCUGGAUGCCUGCGUUGUGUGUUCGCGAAAAACAGAAACCGGGAAAGUAAUGAUCCAUGCCAUGUAACUUUAUGCUAACUGUAUGAAUCUAUGCACUAUGCCGUCCC
This is a messenger RNA of Dichomitus squalens LYAD-421 SS1, 1092 nucleotides long. RefSeq lists its product as uncharacterized. NCBI's taxonomy places the organism in Eukaryota, Fungi, Basidiomycota, Agaricomycetes, Polyporales, Polyporaceae. The transcript is spliced from 3 exons. The record is from RefSeq and is a predicted model, not a curated record. Bases 1 to 1035 code for a protein of 344 amino acids.